This is a messenger RNA of Macrosteles quadrilineatus (aster leafhopper), 1241 nucleotides long. RefSeq names its product aldehyde oxidase 2-like. The record is from RefSeq and is a predicted model, not a curated record. NCBI's taxonomy places the organism in Eukaryota, Metazoa, Arthropoda, Insecta, Hemiptera, Cicadellidae. The coding region runs from base 122 to 1138 and encodes 338 amino acids. The transcript is spliced from 8 exons. Gene Ontology annotation, molecular function: iron ion binding; oxidoreductase activity.
GCCUGUGCUCGACAUCCGUCAAGUUGCCAAAGACAAAGACCUAGCAAGAAUAACCUUGGCGGCUGAGAGGCCUGCAAUACCUAAACCUGAUGUCCAGAGGGUGGUGAAGGGCGAGUGGAAGAUGGAGUCACAGUAUCACUUCUGCAUGGAGACACUGACUUGUCUGGUAGUACCUAAGGAUGGCGAUGAGUUAGAUGUCUACUGCUCAACACAAAGUUUGAUGCUAGUACAAGAGGCAAUCGCUCAGCUCCUCAACAUACCAGAGAACAAAAUCAACAUAAGUCUUCGUGCUCUCGGUGGAUCUUAUGGGUUUAAAUUAAGCAGAGGCAACCUUGUGGGCUGCGCAGUCAGUUUAGCGGCUCAUCUGCUCAACAGGCCGGUCCGCAUGAUUACAAAGCUAGAGACUCUUAUGGAGGCCACCGGCAAGCGGUAUCCCUGCUACUUCAGUUAUGAGGCAGGUGUCAACAAUGAAGGAAUUAUCCAGUAUGUAAACACCGACGUCUAUGAAGAUGAUGGUUCAGCUUUUAAUGAUCCUGUGGUAGCUUUCCGAACUUAUUCACAAUACCCAAAUAUUUAUGAAUUAACUACUUGGGGAACAAAAAUGCAGGAUGUGAAAACUGACAAAACCUGCAACAUUUGGGCUCGAUCACCAGGCAGUCUUGAGGCGAUUACAAUGAGUGAACACAUUGUUGAACAUAUUGCUCACGAGCUUAGAAUGGACCCCUUGUCUCUUAGGAUGAAAAAUGUUGAUCCACAAUAUGUAAAAUCUGUGGACAAGAUGGUUUCACUGGUCAAAGAGAAAUCAGACUUUGAAAACAGGAAAAUAUAUGUUGAAGACUUCAAUAAGAAAAAUGUAUGGAAGAAGAGAGGAAUAAGCUUAGUGCCUAUGAAAUUCUCCUUAGCCUCUUUAGGGACAUUCCAUGCUAUGGUCAGUAUCUACAGAAAUGAUGGCACAGUCGCUGUUACUCAUGCUGGUGUAGAGAUGGGGCAAGGAAUCAACACCAAGGCAGCUCAGGCAUGUGCAGCGGCGCUCAAGAUUCCAUUAGAUAAGGUCAGGGUUAAAGCAACAGACAACUUAACCUCUCCAAACGACACACCUACUGGGGGCAGCUUUACCAGUGAGGCAAUUGUGCUGUAGAGCGCUGCUGCGAAGAGCUGAAUGACAGAUUGAAUCCUCUGCGACUAAAAUUGGAGCCUCCAACUUGGGAGCUAUUGAUUCAAGCGGCCUAUUUAGCUCAAAU